Clonostachys byssicola is the source of this 1323-nucleotide messenger RNA. The record is from the annotation of a GenBank genome assembly. Lineage: Eukaryota; Fungi; Ascomycota; Sordariomycetes; Hypocreales; Bionectriaceae.
AUGCCAUAUCGAAGUCGCCAUGGCCGCCAUAGAGGGUCCGCACCGGCGUUGAUGUGCUACCGAGGGGACACUCGGAAAGCGUAUCUCAAUACACCGCUGGAGCGCAACGAAGAGUACGAGGCAAAAUUACAACAGAUCAAACGAUGUCGCGGUACCCUCAGUCAAGAAGAAAUAGAACUUCAGGAUGAACUUAUGGCUAUGGAAGCCGAUCAACGGGACACCAGAUGCGCAGCUCUAAAAAGAGAGAUCGAGUCGUAUUUUGACAAACCUAAGCCCUUCCCACCGCCACUACCGCGAUCCAGUAUUUGGCUAGAACACACCUAUCCUUAUAACUAUCGAAUUGAGCACAUGCGAAUGUUCUAUCUGGCCUGCCAAGAGGGGAGACUCAAUGAUGUUGAGGAAUGGUUGAGGGACAGGCGAGAUAUGCUCAGUCCGAUUGGGCUUCGAGAUGGACUGGACGUAGCCGCCAUGGGUUCUCAGGUUCACGUCGUCCGAUACUUUAUAGAGGAAGUAGGCGUUGGUAUUACGGGUGCUGCUGUGAUGUACGCGUGCAGGAACCAGUCUUUGCCUCUCUUUGAGCUGUUUAUACAGCAUGGCUACCACCCGAAUCAGCAAGUCCCUAGUAAUUGCGGUAGCUUUGGAACAGCGCUACUUGACUGUCUUGGGAGUGAGGAUAUCACGCGUCUUCUGCUCGAGAAUGGGGCUGAUCCAAACGCGGCGCCGUUCAUGGACGGCCGUCGUCAUAUGUGGGGUCAGCAGUCGACUGUUCCUAUGGACAGGACAUCUGGUUUGCUGUUGGAUAAAGCUGUCGAGAAGCACAGCUUCGCUGUUGUUAAGCUUCUUCUUGAGCACGGCGCCGAGGUGAGAUAUUCGCGACCUUUGGAACGGUUAAUACGCUACCGCGGUGAGUAUCUUCGCUCCGUUGGUUUGGAUGAUGACUGGCGGCCGCUCAUCGAGAUGCUGUUGAGCUAUGGUGCGGAUAUCAACGCAGUAACCUAUGGCGGUGGCACGGCCCUUUCAGCAGCCCUACACCGCGGGCGAUGGGAUGUAGUCGAGUUUUUGAUUCAGAACGGUGCCGAUGGUAGGGUUGUUACUCCAGUGUCCAAAAAGGAUUCCUUCGCUUAUGCCGCCGAGGGUGCUCAGGUCGAAUGGGAGAUUACAAACGAGCUCAAGGAGUACUUGGAUUAUCUUUGCGGCUCGGAUUCCAGUUCGAUCGCGAGUCAUGUGCCCCCUCCCGGAGUUGAUCAAAAUCCUUUGGUUAAAAUGUUCAUCAAAGUGAAGACCAAAAGAGACGAGGCAGGAGGACAACAUGAUAGGAAGUGA